CACGAACACCAUCGUGCACCAUGUAAACAAACGCGGGAAGCUUGAGCCAGAGCAUCGUUUUUGGUUAGUAAAGUGUUGAUUGUGGGAUUAUGACACAUGGCUGAUAUUUUGACGCUCGUUUUUCGGACGUUUAUGUCACAAUCCGAUUUAAAGAAGGACGUCAAAGUUAUUACUCCGUCACCAACGACCUGCAGCACCCUGGUGGUCGGAGACCACAGCCUCAGCCGCUCCAUGCUGCUUUUGGCUUCUGUCACAGCUGCCGCGGAGAUGGGCAUAAAAGUGAUGUUCUUUACCCAGACUCAGAUCCAGAGCCUUCCAGUGUCUCUGCAGAGAUGUGUUCCCAACCUGAGCCCAGAAAGUCUAAAGAAAAUCAAGUUUUCCUAUCCCAGGACAGUGGAGGAACUCCUCCAGCAGGUGGCCAGCCUUCAUGAGCCUACCAACACGUCCCCCACACCUCCUUCACUCAUCAUAGUUGACAGACUGGAGAGCUUCCUGUGUGGUCCUGGGGGCAGCAGCCAAAGUGGAUUUCACCCUGGGGAGAAGUCUUGCGCUGCGCACAUUGCUGCGCUGCUGUGUGACACUGCUGCCUUUCUCACGCAAGUCCUGGAACAGCGGGGUUCAAGUUCAGCCCCCUGCCGCAUUAUUGCCUCUUUCUUGUCAGAGGUGAACGCUGGUGGGGAUCCAUCUGCAACAGAUCCUAUCCUUGAUGUACUUGACCGCUAUUUCGAGGUACGCUGUACUCUGGACCAGGACAGCGGCUAUGAAGCUACAGCAGCUGCUGUACAGGAAGUGUGGCACAUUUACCUUUCCGGGAGAGGAAUCACAGACCCUUCUUUUACCGAAGACUGUAACGAAAGGCCAGGUGUAGCCCAAGAGUGGAAGCUCUUCAUUUUUCCUGAUGGUUUAAUGGAGUUUAAGUUGGUCUGAGAGAAAUUUUGUGUAGAGACAGUAGUCACAGCUACAUUACAGUUUCACAGGAUUAGAAAAAGGGGGGGAAAAAGCUCUUCCUUUCAGAUAUCAGGUAAAAGGACCAUAACAGUUGUAGCAGUACAAUAUUUAAUGAGUUUGAAUUUUAAAUGACAUGAAGGUUAAUCAGAAACAUUAACAGUUUUUACAAAGACGUUUAAGGAAUGUGAAUGUCUUAAACUAAACAGUGGUUUUCCAACAUUUUUGGCUGAGAGUCACUUAAUAACAAGACAAAAUGACACAGAGCAAAAAGUCUCUAAAACACAUUGUAAAUUCCAAUAAACACACAGUGUAAUGCUUUUCUGUUUGUCUUUCCUUUAUCAUAAUUUGUGAAACUCGAGACUUCAGUAGCUGAUAUCACAUUGAAAUAAAUUACAAAAUGAAAAAGUUUCUCUUAUUAUGUAUAUUUAAGCAUAAAGAAAUACACAUUGGGGAGUUCCCCCUAGUAAAGAGCUAGAUCCUGUUUGUAGGGGAAAAGACAACUUUAUUAUAGAAAAGCUCUUGCAAACUAACUGUGAAAGCUAGCGAGUUGUCAGUUUUUGCACUAUAAAAUUUGUUUCCUGCCGUAUCACACUUUGCUGGACUAAAAUAAUUUAACAGUGUUGAAAAUCGUGGUUUUAGAGUAACUACAAUUUCAGUUGCUAGAUGUUUUUGAGCAACAAAAUCAAACAAGGAUGUGCAAAAGUAUGGAAAUCAAUUUUUUGGAGUGAUUGAUGAAAAUUGAUAUUAGCUUAAAAUGUCCCCACACACCCUGCAUUAGUAGUGGUUACUAGAUUUCUUUUACUUCAAGAUCCAAGGUUUUCUUGAGAAUGGCAGCAAUUUACAGAUUUGAUCAUCCUCUCAAACAAUUGUGAUAAAAACAGAAAACAAAAACUGUAUUAUUAUGUACAAGUACAGUGAGUUUCACACUUGGAUAUGAUCCAAAAUAUUCAAAAGUUCUUAAAAUUUAAAAAACCUCAAAUGAACAACUGCAAAUAACAUAUUAAAAAUAUAUAUUACUUAUCAAAAGCAAAGCCAAAAUGCAGGAGCAGUAUAGAAAAACUGAGUACACCUGUCACUUAAAGCUCGAGAAACUGAGAUCAAUUCAAUUUUAUUUUUAUAGCGUCAAAUCACAACAAGAUUGUCUCAAGGCCCUUUAUAUUGUGAGGUAAAGACCCUACAAUAAUACAAUGGAGGUUCCAUUAACUGAAAGAGGGCAUGCUUUUUCAUAGCUGCAGAUGGCUGCCAGAUUUGCCAUAAUUAUUUUUUAAAAGACAGAGAGCGUUAUAGGUUUUAGCAAAUGUUAGCCAAGCUAAGUUUAUUUGUAGUUUUGGAAUAAUAUACACUUGAUGCUGAGUAAUCUGAGUUUGAAAAAUAAAAAACACAACAGUUUCACAGUUUCUUUUUCACAGCAGUGAUGAUGAAAAAUUAAGUAACAACAGCUGUGAUGACAAGCUUGUUCUUGCACAAAGCCUUAAUUAAUAUGAUCAUCAAAAACCUGCUCUGCACAGUUUUUACCACGCCUUCAUUCU
Molecule: messenger RNA, 2477 nt
Organism: Pelmatolapia mariae (spotted tilapia)
Lineage: Eukaryota; Metazoa; Chordata; Actinopteri; Cichliformes; Cichlidae
Gene: swsap1
Product: SWIM-type zinc finger 7 associated protein 1
Exons: 2
Coding region: 97-927 (276 amino acids)
Biological process (GO): double-strand break repair via homologous recombination
Cellular component (GO): Shu complex
Molecular function (GO): single-stranded DNA binding
Source: RefSeq, a predicted model, not a curated record